Molecule: messenger RNA, 12176 nt
Organism: Conger conger (European conger)
Lineage: Eukaryota; Metazoa; Chordata; Actinopteri; Anguilliformes; Congridae
Gene: dnah12
Product: dynein, axonemal, heavy chain 12
Exons: 74
Coding region: 1-11901 (3966 amino acids)
Biological process (GO): microtubule-based movement
Cellular component (GO): dynein complex
Molecular function (GO): minus-end-directed microtubule motor activity; ATP binding; ATP hydrolysis activity
Source: RefSeq, a predicted model, not a curated record
AUGGCGGAGAGCCAGGCGCGACUAAGGAUGCCAACUCUCCCGGGAGUGCUCAGGUCGCCAGAUAAAGAUGUACUGGUGAAGCACAGCACGUUGCCGCCCAUCGCGUUACCCGCUCAGUCUCUGGAUCCGACUGCUGAUGCGCUGGAGAGGAGCGCCGCCAGGCGGGGGAGAAUGUUCCACCGGCGGAGCCGAACCCAGCUGGAACAGCUCCACACCAGAGUGGUUAAUAAAGCCAUGAAGACUUGUAGGCUGGAAAAUGAGGCAAAGGCAAGCAGAAACCCUGCAGCUCCUGAGCCGGAAUUUCCUUGCACAAUGAACAGCGAAGGGAGGAAACAGAGAAUGAACAUGAGCUUCCUCAGGCAGUGUGUGGAGCAGAGGCCCAUGGUGGCCAUCCAGCCGCAGUGCCUGGACUCCAUCCUCACCCGCGUCCCCCUCCACCUGCGGCAGGGCCCGGGCCAGCAGCAGCUGCUGGAGGACCUCUGCCAGGAGGUCCGGGACGAUUUCCGCCGAAGUAUGGUCCAACACACAGUGAAAACCAUUCUGCGUGACCCUCGAGAGGAGGAGCAGGCCUCCGCACGGGGCACUCCCUCAAGACCGGUGAUGGGGGUGGGCAGGCUCUGGCACGACAGCUUCGUAAAAAACCGCAGGAGGAUGGAGGAGAACCUGCACGUUCUGCAGCCGGUGAUGAGAACCAUCCUGGAGCUGGGUCACAUGACCUUCUCCGACCUGCUGCUGGUGGACCUCUCUGGCUGCAGGUCCAGAGGGCCUGUGGAGUGUGAGAACCUGCGGAACAAGAUGGUGGUGGAGUGUGAGAGGAUGGAGGACAAGAUAAUGAACACCUGGUUUCCCAAAAUCAUCCACCUCCUCACCAGCAAGGAGCUUCAGAAAGGCAUUAAAGGAGAGAAACUCAACUCCUUCUACACCUGUGCCUCCACCCUAAUCUCCAACCAACUCAGGGACCUGGUGACUCGCAGUGUGGAGGACUACGUCAGUCUGUUCCAGCCUGAGAGAGCUUUGCAGCUGCCCCUGUUCAGGAUGGACCUGAUCUUCGACAACGAGAGGAUGGAGUUCUACCCCACCUUCGAGGACCUGGAGCUGGCUGUGCUGGAGAUCAUGACCCAGAUCACCCACACCAUGCAGCAUGUACAGACGGUGCAGUCCUGGCUGGCCGAGGGGCAGAAGACGUUUGUGGACGCUAGACUGGCAGAGCACGUCCUGUCCUGGGCAGAGUCGGCCCUCAAGGAGGCUGUGCGGCAGAACCUGGAGGGACCCCAGCAGCAUCUCCUCAGCUACGGGGAGAGCUAUGAUUGGCUGGUGAAUGACGUGGCACAGACCCGGGUUCAGACCUUCAUGGCAGAGGAGCACUCGUUCGACCAAUAUAUGGAGUUGGAGGAGGAGUUCCGGAUGCUGUCGAAGGAGAUCAUGAGCUUGCCCACAGUGGCUCACUUCCCCAUGGUGAGGCUGGACUGUGAGGAGCUGAAGCAGGGAUUGGCCAAGAAGGCCACGGCCUUCUCUCACAUCCUGCUGGAGGAGUUGGUGACCAGGCACCGGCAGGACAACCUGAAGUUGUGUAGAGAAUUUGAGGUUAUGCGGAAUAAGGUGAUGAGGGUUCCAGAGACGACCGAGGAGAUGACUGCCCUGGCAGCGUUCAUUAGCCAGUCCCGGACCAAGGGCAUGGAGGAGCUCCACGUCAAAAUAACGGAGACAUGCCGUAGACUAAACAUCCUGCUGGAUCUGUUCAUAUUUGAACCCGAGGAUCUGGACUUAAACUCCUCUGUGCUCCUCUGGCCCCGGAACAUGCUGCCUGUCUUUGACCUUGGAGAUGAGGUCUUGUUGAGUGCGAAGCGGAAAGGGGAGGAGGAGCUCCUGGCUCGCAGGGAGAGGCUGGUCCUGGAGCUGGAGAAGCUGGGGAGCAGACUGGAGGAGUUCACAGAGUGCUGUGAGCUGGAGAUGAUGCCGCAGUAUGUGGCAGAUGUGAAAGGAGUGCAGAAGCGGCUCCAGGAGGCAGAGGAGUCCAUCGCCUUCAUCAACAAGGAGGAGAAGCUGUACGAGUGGGACCUGACCUCCUACCCCACCCUGCACACCAUCAAGGACAGCAUGGAGCCCUACCACAAGCUGUUCGGGCUCAUCUUCAGAUGGCAGAAAACAGAGAAGAGGUGGAUGGACGGGUCGUUCCAGGACCUGAACGGGGAGAGCAUGGAGGGGGAGGUGGACGAGUUCUUCAGGGACGUGUAUAAGAUGGAGAAGUUAUUCAGGCAGAAGCAGAAGAAGGCGGAUCAGGAGGCCCGCCGGCCCCCGGGGGCGGGGCAGGACAACCCCUCUGUGCUGAUGUGCUCCCGGGUCAUGGAGCAGAUCAAAGACUUCAAGGAGAACGUGCCCAUGGUGUGCACGCUGUGUAACCCGGGGAUACGGGCGCGGCACUGGGCUGAGAUGUCGCACAUUGUGGGGUACGACCUGACGCCUGACUCUGGGACCACGCUGCGCAAGCUGCUGAAGCAGAACCUGGGCGGCUUCCUGGAGCGGUUCGACACCAUCAGCGCUGCGGCCAGCAAGGAGUUCUCUCUGGAAAAGGCCAUGCAGACGAUGGUGGACAUGUGGGACAUCGUGGCGUUCAACCACCACCCCUACCGUGAGUCGGGCGUGUCCAUCCUCAGCUCCGUGGACGAGAUCCAGACCAUGCUGGACGACCAGAUCGUCAAAACACAGACCAUGCGCGGCUCUCCUUUCAUCAAGCCCUUCGAGGCACAGAUCCGGGUGUGGGAGGAGAGGCUGAUCCGGAUCCAGGACACCAUAGACGAGUGGCUGAAGGUGCAGGCGCAGUGGCUGUAUCUGGAGCCCAUCUUCUCCUCUGAGGACAUCAUGCAGCAGAUGCCUGAGGAGGGGCGCCUGUUCCACGCUGUCAGCGCGCACUGGAAGGAGGUCAUGAAGCACUGCGUCAAAGACCCCAAGGUGCUGCCAGCGACAUCGUUGCCAGGUCUGCUGGAGAAACUGCAGGAUUCCAACGAGCUUCUGGACAAAAUCAUGAAGGGGCUGAACGCCUACCUGGAGAUGAAGAGACUGUUCUUCCCACGGUUCUUCUUCCUGUCGAACGACGAGAUGCUGGAGAUCCUGUCCGAGACCAAGGACCCCCUGCGUGUGCAGCCCCACCUGAAGAAGUGCUUUGAGGGCAUCGCCAAGCUGGACUUCUUGCCCAACCUGGACAUCCAGGGCAUGUACAGCAGUGAGGGGGAGCGCGUGGAGCUGCUGGAGCUGGUGUCCACGUCCGAGGCGCGCGGCGCGGUGGAGAAGUGGCUGGUGCAGGUGGAGGACGUGAUGCUGCGCAGCGUCCGGGACGAGGUCCGCCGCUCCAAAGAGGCAUACCCAGAUACAGCCCGCAGUGCCUGGGUGAGGGAGUGGCCUGGUCAGGUGGUUCUCUGCACAUCUCAGAUGUUCUGGACCCUGGAGGUGCAUGAGGCCAUCGGGAACGGGCCUGAGGGUCUGAAGCUGUACUACCAGCAGCUCCAGGAGCAGCUGAAUGACGUUGUGGAGCUGGUGAGGGGGAAGCUGCCCAAACAGACGCGCACCACGCUGGGGGCCCUCGUCACCAUCGACGUGCACGCCAGAGACGUCGUCAUGGAGAUGAUCGAGAAAGGUGUGUCCCAUGAUACGGACUUCCAGUGGCUCGCUCAGCUGCGGUACUACUGGGACAAAGACAACGUGCGCGUACGCAUCAUCAACUGUGACGUCAAAUACGCCUACGAGUACCUGGGCAACUGCCCCCGCCUGGUCAUCACCCCGCUGACCGACCGCUGCUACCGCACCCUGAUCGGAGCGUUUUACCUGAGUCUGGGCGGGGCACCGGAGGGGCCUGCAGGUACAGGGAAGACAGAGACCACCAAGGACCUGGCCAAAGCGCUGGCUGUGCAGUGCGUGGUGUUCAACUGCUCAGACGGCCUGGACUACCUCGCCAUGGGAAAGUUUUUCAAAGGGCUGGCCUCUUCGGGUGCGUGGGCGUGCUUUGACGAGUUUAACCGCAUCGAGCUGGAGGUGCUGUCAGUGGUGGCGCAGCAGAUCCUGUGCAUCCAGAGGGCCAUCGAGAUGAAGAUGGAGACCUUCGACUUUGAGGGCACGGAGCUCCGCCUCAACCCCAACUGCUUUGUGGCUAUCACCAUGAACCCCGGAUACGCCGGCCGAUCCGAGCUGCCCGACAACCUGAAGGUGUUGUUCCGGACGGUGGCCAUGAUGGUGCCUAACUAUGCGCUGAUCGCCGAGAUCUCUCUGUACUCCUACGGCUUCCUGAACGCCAAGCCGCUGUCGGUGAAGAUCGUCAUGACAUACCGGCUGUGUUCCGAGCAGCUGUCCUCCCAGUUCCACUACGACUACGGCAUGCGGGCCGUGAAAGCAGUCCUGGUGGCGGCAGGGAACCUGAAACUUAAGUUCCCAGAUGAGAAUGAAGAUAUCCUUCUGCUUCGCUCGAUUAAGGAUGUGAACGAGCCCAAGUUCCUGUCUCACGACAUCCCUCUGUUUAACGGGAUCACCAGCGACCUGUUCCCUGGCAUCUCCCUGCCUGUGGCAGACUACCAGCUCUUCCUGGACUGUAGCAGUGAAUGCUGUCAGAGACACAAUGUGCAGCCCACGCCUGUCUUUGUGGAGAAGAUUAUUCAGACGUACGAGAUGAUGAUCGUGCGACAUGGGUUUAUGUUGGUUGGGGAGCCGUUCGCUGGGAAGACCAGAGUGCUGCACGUGCUGGCUGACACUCUGACGCUGAUGAACGAGAGAGGCUACAACGAGGAGGAGAAGGUGCUGUUCCGCACGGUCAACCCCAAAGCCAUCACCAUGGGCCAGCUGUUCGGCCAGUUCGACCCCGUGUCCCACGAGUGGGCGGACGGAAUCGUGGCGAACAUGUUUCGGGAGUUUGCGUCGUCAGAGACGCCGGACAGGAAGUGGGUGGUGUUUGAUGGGCCAAUCGACACGCUGUGGAUCGAGAGCAUGAACACGGUCCUGGACGACAACAAGAAGCUGUGUUUGAUGAGUGGGGAGAUUAUCCAGAUGUCCAAUCAGAUGAGCCUGAUCUUUGAAGCCAUGGACCUAUCCCAGGCCUCGCCUGCGACAGUGAGCCGCUGUGGGAUGAUCUACAUGGAGCCCUCUCAGCUGGGCUGGGAGCCCAUCCUCACCUCCUGGCUCCACACUCUGCCUGAGCUGCUGCAAGACCCACACAACUCUGCCCUCCUCACACGGCUCUUCCAUUGGCUGCUGCCCCCGUCAUUCAGGAUGCUACGGAAACACUGCAGGGAAGUGGUCACCACAAACAACAGCAACACCGUGGUGUCGCUGACACGGCUCUUUCUGAUGCUGCUGGCCGAACCUCUCAAACAAGACUCCGCCCACAAGAACAUCCGCAUAUGGAUCAUGGGGGCCUUUGCCUUCUCCCUGGUGUGGUCUGUGGGGGGGAGCUGUGACUCCAGCAGCAGGGAGAAGUUUGACGAGUUCCUCAGGAACAUCCUCUCUGGGAAAAUGGAGGAACACCCCAUCCCUGAGGAGGUGGAGAAAUGGGAGUGUCCCUUCGAGGAGAAGGGCCUGGUGUAUGACUACUCCUUUGAGGUUAAAGGUCGCGGUCGUUGGGUUCAUUGGAAUGAGUCGAUCAAGAACAUCAACCUGGGAGACAAGGACACCAAGGUGCAGGACAUCAUCGUUCCCACCAUCGACACCGUGCGCUACACCUACCUGAUGGACCUGUGCAUCCAGUAUGGAACGCCACUGCUCUUCGUGGGCCCCACCGGCACGGGGAAGUCGGUGUACGUGAAGGAGAAACUGAUGAACAACCUGGACAAGGACCGAUACCUGCCCUUCUUCAUCAACUUUUCCGCUCGCACCAGCGCCAACCAGAGCCAGAACAUAAUCAUGUCCCGUCUGGAUAAGCGGCGUAAGGGAGUGUACGGCCCGCCCAUGGGGAAGAAGUGUGUGAUAUUCGUGGACGAUAUGAACAUGCCGGCGCUGGAGCAGUUUGGAGCUCAGCCUCCCGUGGAGCUGCUGCGCCAGUACUUUGACCACGGCCACUGGUAUGACCUGAAGGACACGUCUGCCAUCACCCUGGUGGAUCUGCAGCUGAUCUCGGCCAUGGGCCCCCCCGGCGGGGGCCGGAACGCCGUGACCCCCCGCUUCCUGCGCCACUUCAACAUCUGCAGCAUCAACGCUUUCAGCGACGCCACCAUGGUGCACAUCUUCUCCCACAUCGUCAGCUUCUACCUGCGCGUCAACGCCUUUCCCCCAGAGUACUUCACCGUGGGCAACCAGAUCGUCGUGGCAACCAUGGAGGUGUAUAAGAAGGCCAUGGAGAACCUGUUGCCCACCCCGGCUAAGUCGCACUACACCUUUAACCUGCGGGACUUCUCACGCGUGGUGCGUGGCGUCCUGCUCCUGCAGAAGGAGUCUUUGGAGAGCAAGCACACCAUGACGCACCUGUUCGUGCACGAGGUGUUCCGCGUUUUCUACGACCGUCUGGUGGACGACAAGGACCGCGCCUGGCUGUACCAGCUGAUGAACCACAUCGUCAAGGAGCAUUUCAGAGAGAACUUCGACACCGUGUUUAGCUAUCUGAAACAAGACGACAGGCCUCUGUGUGAGGAGGACAUGCGGAACCUGCUCUUUGGAGACUACAUGGACCCGGAUCUGGAGGACAGUGAGAGGCUGUACGCGGAGGUGCCGUCCAUGGACCAGUUCAGCCAGGUGGUGGAGCUCUGCCUGGAGGAGUACAACCAGACGCACAAAAACCGCAUGAACCUGGUCAUCUUCCGGUACGUGCUGGAGCACCUGUCGCGGAUCAGCCGGGUGCUGAAGCAGCCGGGGGGGAACGCUCUGCUGGUGGGGGUUGGGGGCAGCGGCAGGCAGUCUCUGACACGCCUCGCCACCUCCAUGGCCAAGAAUGUGCUCUUCCAGCCCGAGAUCUCCAAGAGCUACGGAAUGACCGAGUGGAGAGACGACCUGAAGCGGCUGCUGAAGAGCGCAGGUGUGAAGGGGGAGCAGACCGUGUUCUUGCUCACAGAUGCUCAGAUUAAGGAGGAGGCCUUCCUGGAGGAUGUGGACAGUCUGCUGAACACCGGGGAGGUGCCCAACAUCUUUGCCGUGGACGAGAAGCAGGAGAUCAUGGAGGCAGUGCGGCCCAUUGCCCAGGCUGGGAACCGUGAUGCAGAGAUGAGCCCGCUUGCACUGUUCGCCUUCUUUGUGACGCGCUGUCGGGAGAACUUGCACAUCGUGGUGGCGUUCAGCCCCAUUGGAGACGCCUUCCGCAACCGCCUGCGCCAGUUCCCCUCGCUCAUCAACUGCUGCACCAUCGACUGGUUCCAGCCCUGGCCAGAGGAGGCGCUGGAGCGAGUGGCGCACAAGUUCCUGGAGAGCCUGGAGCUGAGCGAGCAUGAACGGCAGGAGGUCAUCCUGCUCUGCAAGACCUUCCACACCUCCGCCAUCCACCUGUCACACAGGUUCCUGACUGAACUGGGGCGCCACAACUACGUCACGCCCACCUCCUACCUGGAGCUCAUCGCUGCCUUCCGCCAGCUCCUCACGCAGAAGCGUGACGCCGUCAUGAGAGCCAAGAAGCGCUACACCAACGGGCUGGACAAGCUGGCCUUCGCCGAGUCCCAGGUGAGUGAGAUGAAGAAGGAGCUGGUGGACCUGCAGCCUAAACUGGAGGUGGCCAAAGUGGAGAACACCAACAUGAUGAAGGUGAUCGAGGUGGAGUCGGUGCAGGUGGAGGCGAAGAGUAAGGUGGUGCGUGAGGAUGAGGAGGCGGCCACGCUGAAGGCCAACGAGUCGCAGGCUCUGAAGGACGAGUGUGAGAGUGACCUCGCCGAAGCCAUCCCUGCCCUCGAAGCUGCGCUGUCCGCCCUCAACACGCUCAAGCCAUCUGACGUCACCAUCGUGAAGUCCAUGAAGAACCCGCCCUCAGGCGUGAAGCUGGUGAUGUCAGCCGUCUGUGUGAUGAAGGAGAUCAAGCCUGAGAAGAUAGCUGACCCAGCCGGGAAAGGACAGAAGAUUCUGGACUACUGGGGCCCGAGUAAGAAGCUCCUGGGGGAUAUGAACUUCCUGAGAGACCUGAAGGAGUACGACAAGGACAACAUCCCUGUGGCGGUAAUGACUAAAAUCCGCAGUGAGUACAUGAGUAACCCCGACUUCGACCCGACCAAAGUGGCCAAAGCCUCGUCUGCUGCAGAGGGGCUGUGCAAGUGGAUCACAGCCAUGGAGGUGUACGACAGAGUGGCCAAGGUCGUGGCUCCUAAGAAGGCCAACCUGCUGGAGGCCCAGGAGUCUCUGGCCACCACCAUGGCGCUGCUGAACGAGAAGCGGGCGGAGCUGAAGGAGGUGGAGGACCGGCUGGCCUCCCUGCAGAGCACCUUUGAGGAAAAGACCGAGGAGAAGGCCCAGCUGGAGCUGCAGGUGGACCUCUGCGCCCGCAAGCUGGAGAGGGCCGAGAAACUGAUCGGGGGCCUGGGGGGCGAGAAGACUCGGUGGUCUAUUGCAGCAGAUGACCUGCAGAACAUCUACGACAACCUGACAGGUGACGUGCUGAUCUCCGCAGGGGUCAUCGCCUACCUGGGUGCUUUCACCUCUGCGUUCCGCCAGGACUGCUCCCAGAACUGGACCCAGCUCUGCAAGUCCAGAGGCAUUCCGUCUUCAGAUGACUUCUCGUUGAGUAAGACUCUGGGCGACCCCAUUAAGAUCCGAGCCUGGAACAUUGCAGGCCUGCCCACUGACAGUUUCUCCAUCGACAACGGAGUCAUCGUCAGCAACUCCCGCAGAUGGCCGCUGAUGAUUGACCCUCAGGGUCAGGCCAAUAAGUGGGUGAAGAACUCUGAGAAGGACAAUAACCUGAGCAUCAUCAAGCUCACAGACUCCGACUACAUGCGCACCCUGGAGAACUGCAUCCAGUUUGGCACCCCGCUGCUGCUGGAGAACGUGGCGGAAGAGCUGGACCCUUCCCUGGAGCCCCUACUGCUGAAACAGACUUUCAAACAGGGAGGUGUGGACUGUAUCAGGCUUGGCGAGAGCGUGAUUGAGUACUCGCGCGAUUUCCGCUUCUACAUCACCACCAAGCUGAGGAACCCGCACUACCUGCCGGAGCUGGCCACCAAGGUCUCCCUGCUCAACUUCAUGAUCACGCCUGAGGGCCUAGAGGACCAGCUGCUGGGCAUCGUGGUCGCCAAGGAGAGACCAGAGUUGGAGGAGGAGAGGAAUGCCCUGAUCCUGCAGUCGGCGUCCAAUCAGAAGCAGCUGAAGGAGAUUGAGGACCGGAUCCUGGAGACGCUGCACUCCGAGGGGAACAUCCUGGAGGACGAGAGCGCCAUCCAGGUCCUGGACUCGGCCAAGAUCAUGUCCAACGAGAUCACCAAGAAGCAGCAGAUCGCAGAAAAGACGGAGAUAAAGAUUGCAGAAUCGAGGGAGGGCUACAGGCCAAUCGCCAGGCACUCCUCUAUCCUGUUCUUCAGCAUCGCUGACCUGGGCAACAUCGACCCCAUGUACCAGUACUCUCUCUCCUGGUUCGUCAACCUGUACAUCAGCUCCAUCCAGGAGAGGGGAAAGUCCAAGGUUUUGGAGAAGAGGCUGAAGUUCCUGAUCGAUCACUUCACCUACAACCUGUACUGCAACGUGUGCCGGUCGCUAUUUGAGAAAGACAAGCUGCUCUUCUCCUUCCUGCUGUGCUCCAAUCUGCUCCUGGCUGAGCAGCAGAUGGAGUACUCUGAGUUCAUGUUCCUGCUGACGGGAGGGGUGGGGCUGCAGAACACUGUGCCCAAUCCUGACCCCAGCUGGCUGCAGGACAGGAGCUGGGACGAGAUCUGCAGGGCCAGCGACAUGCAGGGCCUACGGGGCCUGAGGGAGUUCUUCAGGGAGAAGCCUGAGGGUUUCCAGCUGAUUUACGACAGCAAAGAGCCCUACAACAUGCCCAUGCCCAGCCCCUGGGGCGACAAACUCAACCACCUCCAGAAGAUGAUCGUCUACCGAUGCCUGAGGCCCGACAAGAUUGUGCCGGCGAUCACUAACUAUGUGACGGAAAACCUGGGGAAGAAGUUUGUGGAGCCGCCGCCCUUCGACCUGACGAAGAGCUACAUGGACUCCAACUCCACCGUGCCGCUGGUGUUCGUGCUCUCUCCUGGAGCCGACCCCAUGGCCAGCCUGCUGAAGUUCGCCAACGAUAAGAGCAUGGGCGGGGCCAUGUUCCAGUCCAUCUCCCUGGGGCAGGGCCAGGGCCCCAUCGCGGCCCGCAUGAUCCGAACCGCCAUGGCGGACGGGACCUGGGUGUGCCUGCAGAACUGCCACCUCGCCGUGUCCUGGAUGUCCACCCUGGAGAAGAUCUGCGAGGACCUGACCCCCGAAACAUGCCACCCCGACUUCCGCCUCUGGCUCACCAGCUACCCCUCCCCCAAGUUCCCAGUGACCAUCCUGCAGAACGGGGUGAAGAUGACCAACGAGCCGCCCACAGGCCUGAGGCUCAACCUGCUGCAGUCCUACCUGUCUGACCCCGUCUCUGACCUCGCCUUCUUCGACAGUUGUCCUGAGAAACAGCCGGUGUGGGAGAAGCUGCUCUACGGGGUGUGUUUCUUCCAUGCUCUGGUCCAGGAGAGGAAGAAGUUUGGCCCCCUGGGCUGGAACAUUCCGUACGGCUUCAAUGAGUCUGACCUGCGAAUCAGCAUCAGACAGCUCCAGCUGUUUGUGAAUGAGUAUGAGCAGGUUCCGUUUGAGGCGAUCUCGUACCUGACAGGUGAGUGUAACUACGGUGGCCGAGUGACGGAUGACUGGGACCGGCGGCUGCUCCUCACCACCCUCGCCGACUUCUACAACCAGGACAUCGUGGAAAACCCCCGCUACACCUUCUCCCCCAGCGGGAAAUACUUUGCCCCUCCAAAGUCCUCUUAUGAGGACUAUGUGCUGUUUAUCAGGAACCUGCCAGUCUCGCAGCAGCCAGAGGUGUUUGGCAUGCAUGAGAAUGUGGACAUAUCCAAGGACCUGCAGCAGACCAAACUGCUAUUUGAUUCGCUGCUGCUGACCCAGGGGGGCGGAGCCAAAGGCGGAGGUAGCUCUGGAGGGGACAGCACUUUAUUUGACAUUGCGCACGACGUCCUGAGCAAGCUCCCGGACAGCUUUGACCUGGAGGCAGCGCUGGCCAGGUUCCCCGUGCUGUACGAGGAGAGCAUGAACACCGUGCUGGUGCAGGAGAUGCAGAGAUACAAUACGCUGGGGAACACUAUCCGGCUCAGCCUACAGAACUUGCAGAAGGCCAUUAAAGGGCUGGUGGUGAUGGAUGCUGAUCUGGAGGCCCUGUCUGGGAGCCUGAUGGUGGGGAAGCUUCCGGAGAAAUGGGCCAAGGUCUCAUACCCCAGCCUCAAACCACUGGGCAGCUACGUCAACGACUUCCUCGCCAGACUCAAGUUCCUGCAGGACUGGUACGAGAGCAGCAAGCCCAGUGUGUUCUGGCUGUCCGGGUUCUUCUUUACCCAAGCCUUCCUGACGGGAGCGCUGCAGAACUACGCCCGGAAGUACUCCAUCCCCAUCGACCUGCUCGGCUUCGACUUCCAGGUCCUGCCUCAGACCACCUCUGACUCCGCCCCCGAGGACGGGGUCUACAUCCACGGCCUGUUCUUAGACGGAGCGCGCUGGGACAAGACUGCUGGAGUUCUGACUGAGCAGCUGUCCAAGGUUCUGUUUGACUCUGUCCCCAUCAUCUGGAUAAAGCCACUGCAGCGGGGCUCAGACGUGCGGUCGCAGAGUGUGUACGUGUGCCCGCUCUAUAAGACCAGUGAGCGGAAGGGCACUCUGUCCACCACGGGCCACUCCACAAACUUCGUCAUCUCACUGACCCUGCCCACCGCCCGCCGCCCACAGCACUGGAUCAAGAGGGGCGUGGCUCUGCUCUGUCAGCUGGAUGACUGAACCACCAAACCCCAGCGAACCACAGGAAACCCCAGUGAACCCCGGCGGACCCCAAACUCCUGAACAGCGCAGACAGCAGCACACAGCCAGGUCACUCACAGGGAGGGGUCCUGCAGUUAUGUGUUCAUCACUCGCAGUAGCACAGCACCCACAACACAACCAUCACAGGGACAGUCAUGUGUCACAAUAAAUACCACGCAGUUGUGUUCACAUAUCGUACCACUUCUAAAGGAGGAAAUUGCUUUUGUAAAAUUUGAUUUGAGAAAAAUAAAUAA